Messenger RNA from Olea europaea var. sylvestris, 2525 nucleotides. RefSeq lists its product as uncharacterized. Gene Ontology annotation, cellular component: membrane. The transcript is spliced from 5 exons. The record is from RefSeq and is a predicted model, not a curated record. Gene Ontology annotation, molecular function: metal ion transmembrane transporter activity. The coding region runs from base 868 to 2220 and encodes 450 amino acids. Gene Ontology annotation, biological process: transmembrane transport; metal ion transport. NCBI's taxonomy places the organism in Eukaryota, Viridiplantae, Streptophyta, Magnoliopsida, Lamiales, Oleaceae.
AAUCCAAACUUCAAAUGACCAAUAAAUGUUCCAUUUUCUCUCCAACCGUUUUUUAAAAAGACACUACCAAACCACUCCUUUAGUCCUUUUUGGCCUUCUCUUUAUUCAAUUUCGUUUCUUUUUCCCAAAUGGCUCAAAACAAUUCGAGAACAUCCAAUAUCGUGAAUGAAAGUGAAACUAUUUCUUUCUUCCUAUGAUUAUUGUUUAAUUACACGAUGUCUUUGUUUUAUCCCAGAUUCCCCACAAACAAAUUAAUAAUGAUAUACCAAUCCAGUGCCAGAAAUUUAGAUAAAUAAAAAAUUCUGGUACAUGAAGAAAGAAUCUUCCAAGAAAACUGCUCAACGUGUUGAAGUUUAUCUUUAAUUACAUCCAUCAACGAUGCUCGUUUUCUCCCCCGUUGAUUUUGUACUCCCAUUUGUCAAUGAAUAUGAUAGAUAAGUUAAAAAUAAAUUAUUGUACUUUCUUUUUUUAGAGUCUAUGUUUUGAUUAUAUGAGAGUAGACUCUUUCAAGAUAUCUCUGUUUCUUGAAUUGUUAUCAACUUAUUUUUGGUGGGAUUUGCUUAUUUUUACCUGGAUUCUCUCCAUUCAAGACUUGCCUUCUGGAAUUCCAACUGUUUGCAUUAGAUAGGAGGGCCUAAUUGGUAUGAAAUCUUGAAUUUGGGUUUCAGGAGUUUGUUUCAAAUGUGAUGGGUAAUCUUAAUUUGGGGAUUCUUUAUAUAUGUAAAGUUGAUUAUUUGUUCGCCUGAAUUUGUUGGCUCUUAUUAUUAAUUGUUUCUUUCUUUUGAAUAAGAAGUGUACAAUAUUGGAAUUUGUUUGUGAUCAUUGAGGUUUUUCGGAUUGGUUAAUGAAUGACAACUAAGGAUAUUUAUGGAGCUUAAUCAUAUAGAUGGUGAGGGAGAGGAAAUAGAUAGAGAACCCUCUUUACCUAAUAAUUCUAGGGAAAAUCGUUAUCCUCAUUCACGUUAUCCUGUGAGGCAAAGGGCUUACAUAUUUGAUGGAGAUGGGAAUUACUAUAACAAGGAAUGGGACCUUGCAGAAGGUAGAGGGAAAGAGUUUUGUUGGUACCAUGUCGAGCUCCCGAAAGGGAAUCAGAAACUGUCACAAUCCGCACAAUACCUUAUUGACGUUCUAUGCCCGCCCUUGAAGCUUCAAGACAUUCUCUCACUUAUUAGUAAUGGACCCUUUUGUGGGCACGUCGAUGGUGCUCUUGUAUUCAGAGUUAAUUCACCUGGCCCGGCUUCUAGCAAAUUUACAUUUAGAAUUGCAGCAAGAAUUACUGAGAAUUCAGUUAUCACCGUGUCAUUAGGACGUGUCCCAAGAUUGGGCUUCUCGCCAGCGAAUGAGUCUCUUCUUUCGGAGAUUCCGGCUGUGGAGAGUCCGGGUUAUGGCGGUAGGGAACAUAAAGAAAGGGGUGGGAUUGUGAUUAGGGAACACGUUCUUGAUUUCCUCUUGACAAUGAAUCAUUCUGAGGAAGCAGAUAAUCCAGUGCCGAAAUCAGUGUCAAAUCUUGUUGUUCACAUAAUUGACACGCACAUCGAUCACCUCCAAGAUGUUGUGACCAAUCUUGAGAUCGAGUUGGAUUCGGUGGAAUUUGAGAUGGAUAUAGGUGGUUUUGCUUUGAAGAAGCAAAUGUUAGAUGAUAGAAGGUUCCCAAAAUUGCACAUCGACUUACAGCGCCUACUACAGGUAAUUGCUAAUGGAGAGCAAGUAUUUCCCCGAGUCAAACAAAAUUGUUUGUCAAAGGAUUGGUUUGGGGCUGAAGACAUUAACUCCCUGGAAGAGUUAAUUGGACGACUAAGGAGACUGAAGGAAAACGUUGGAUUUAUAGCGAAUCGUGUCACUGCAAUUCAGGCCGGUCUUGACAGUUGGCAGGCCGAGCAAAUAAAUAGAAAAUUAUACUACCUCUCCUUCCUCUCUAUCAUAUUUCUUCCUCUAUCAAUAAUAACUGGAGUCUUUGGCAUGAAUGUGGGAGGAGUUCCUUGGACGGGGCAAAGGGACCCCGAGUUGAAGUAUGGAUUCCGCAAUGUAAUAUUACUUUGCGCAGGAAUGCUAGUGGUCAUUCUUCUUUGCUUUAUUUUCCCGGCUCUCUACAGUCGAGUGAUGGCUUGGCAAAGAAGGCGAGCCUUAAGAAGAAGUUGGACUCUCAACCGGAAAUUCUUCAUUAAGAGAACAGUGAGUAGUGAAGAAAGAAAAGAAAGAGAAGGAUACCUCCGGCUUUAGGCUCUAUAAUGUUCGUCUCAUUCGUCCUCUUACAGUUGGAUACUCCAUUUGUUCAAUUUAUCUAAAGGAUUCGUCGAAAUUGGUUCUAGAUACACGUUGUGUUACCAUUUAUUGUGGAUAUUUGGCUUUUUUUCAUCCACUUUUAUCUUUUAUUUACUACAGUUUAGGUGGUUCAUGUGAGUUUUUCAAUUGUGGUUAGUUGUACAGAUAUUUUUCGGCUUUAUAUGUAAAUCAUACACGCCGAUUCUUUUGAUGUCUUGUGUUGCAUUGAUGCUUGUCAAUUUUGAACUCCAAAUUAUGUAUUC